Guillardia theta CCMP2712 is the source of this 639-nucleotide messenger RNA. RefSeq lists its product as hypothetical. The transcript is spliced from 6 exons. Lineage: Eukaryota; Cryptophyceae; Pyrenomonadales; Geminigeraceae. The annotation marks the transcript as partial. The record is from RefSeq and is a predicted model, not a curated record.
UUUGUUCGCGAGAUUGCUGAAGAUCGCAAGAGCUUCGAGGACGUGAAGCAAAAAUUCACUACUUUCCAAAUCGACUCCCACCGCGUCGAUAGCAAAGCCCCGGAGUCCUUCAAGCGCCGUCCUCAUCCUCCUCCUCCCGCCCCGAAGCGGCUUGUCUUCUUCUCCUGGUGGUUCGAGGAGGCCGUGAAGAAGUACAUCGAGCUGAGGUACGAUAUGGAAGCCAAGAAUUUUCAGAUCAUUCUCAACAAGAGCGUCGCCCUGAGGGACGUGAAGAUUGCAGGACGGGACGGUGAGCAGCUUCAGUGUUGGGAUCUCUUCGUGGGGCAGAAGAUCGACGUGCUGGGAAAGCCGACGACCCUCAUGCAGGCGUCACAUUCGACCCUCAUGUGGCUGGAGUAUCACUCGAGGAGGCUGCUCAAGAAGGCGCUGGAGAUUGAGAAUGAGAUCAUGCAGUUCAAACCGAUCCCCGACAUAAUCCACCGCAUGCUCCAGACCCGCAACUUGGCAAACGGGAACUUGAGCUUGCGCUGGAUCAUGCGGCACAUCUCUAUGCUCACGACGCAGCUCUACCGCAUCAAACCGUCGGAUGCUCACUGAACGAGGAGGAGGAGGCGAGAGGAUGUAAAUAUGUUCAUUGAC